Messenger RNA from Bipolaris maydis ATCC 48331, 1689 nucleotides. RefSeq lists its product as uncharacterized. Lineage: Eukaryota; Fungi; Ascomycota; Dothideomycetes; Pleosporales; Pleosporaceae. Gene Ontology annotation, cellular component: aminoacyl-tRNA synthetase multienzyme complex; cytoplasm. The record is from RefSeq and is a predicted model, not a curated record. Gene Ontology annotation, molecular function: ATP binding; proline-tRNA ligase activity. Gene Ontology annotation, biological process: prolyl-tRNA aminoacylation.
AUGGCUGAAGCUACGGCAGCCGACGGUCAGAUGAAGGAUCUUUCCAUUUCUGAGACCAAGAAGAGCAAGAAGGACGGCAACCCCCAAAAGGCUGCUAAGAAGCCUCAGCAACAAAAGAAGAAGAUUGAGGGAUCAGCGCUCAUUGGUAUCGAUGUCGCAAAAGAGGUUGAUCUUGGAGAAUGGUACCAGCAGGUCAUUACUAAGGGCCAGAUGAUCUCAUACUACGAUGUUGCCGGAUGCUACAUUCUCGAACCAUCCUCGUAUGCCAUCUGGGAGAACAUCAAGUCCUGGUUCGACGCACAGAUUAAGACACUCAAAGUCAGGAACGCCUACUUCCCAAUCUUCAUCAGCGCAGACAACUUGGAGAGGGAGAAGGAACACGUUGAGGGCUUUGCUGCCGAAGUCGCCUGGGUGACAAAAGGUGGCAAGUCUGACCUCGAGAAGCCUGUCGCUGUGCGCCCUACCUCCGAGACCGCCAUGUACCCUUACUUCGCUCGCAAGAUCCAGUCCCAUCGUGAUCUGCCCCUAAAGCUUAACCAAUGGAACAACGUUGUUCGGUGGGAGUUCAAGCACCCUAUGCCAUUCAUCCGAUCGCGCGAGUUCCUCUGGCAAGAGGGUCACACUGCGCAUCUUACAAAAGAAGAGGCUAGCGCAGAGGUUCUGCAAAUUUUGGACUGGUACUCUGACGUCUACCAAAACUUGCUCGCCGUUCCCGUCGUCAAGGGAACCAAGACCGUCAACGAGAAGUUCCCUGGAGCCGACUACACCACAACUAUCGAGGGUUUCAUUCCUGCAACAGGCCGUGGUAUUCAGGCUGCAACUUCCCAUUGCCUAGGACAGCAUUUCUCAAAGAUGUUCAACAUCACAGUCGAGGAUCCUCACGCGAAGGAGUCUGGCAAGUCAGAGCAUGUCCACGUCUGGCAAAACUCAUGGGGUCUGACUACCCGCUCAAUUGGUGUCAUGAUUCUGACUCACGGUGAUAACCGGGGUUUGGUCAUCCCUCCUCGUGUGGCUGAAAUUCAGGUUGUCGUCAUUCCUGUCGGUGUUACAGCCAAGAUGUCCGCCGAAGACAAGGAAAGCCUUUACAGCAAGGUCAAGAAGAUUUCAGACGACUUGAAGGAAGCAGGCGUUCGCGUUGAGACCGACUACCGUGAAGGCUACUCCCCUGGCUGGAAGUUCAACGACUGGGAGCUCAAGGGUAUCCCUCUGCGAAUCGAGUUCGGCCCUAAGGAUGCUGAGAAGGGCGUUGUCACCACCUCGCGCCGCGACAUUGACGACAAGGAUGCUGCACGUGGUACUAUCAACGUUGAUGACCUUACAAAAGAAGUUCCCAAGCUUCUCGAGCAGAUUCAAAACGAUAUGUUCGAAAAGGCUGACAAGACUUUCCGCAGCCAUCGCGUGCAGCUCACCAACUGGGACGACUUCGUUCCCACUCUUAAUGCCAAGAACGUUGUUCUUGUUCCUCACUGCGAGGGCGAUAAGUGCGAGGACGAGGUCAAGGCCAAGAGCGCCAGAACAGCGUUGGGUGAUGGUGUCGCUGAGGACAAGCAAGCCCCUGCCAUGGGCGCAAAGAGUUUGUGUAUUCCUUUCGACCAGCCUGAGGGUAUUGAGCCUGGCAAGACCAAGUGCAUCAACCCCACCUGCACGACUCCAGCCAAGCAGUGGAUCUUGUUCGGACGAAGCUACUAA